Messenger RNA from Strongylus vulgaris, 1046 nucleotides. The record is from the annotation of a GenBank genome assembly. Lineage: Eukaryota; Metazoa; Nematoda; Chromadorea; Rhabditida; Strongylidae.
AUGCCAUCUCCAACCGCACAAGUAUAUUACUCAGUUCCGGCUGCCACACCAGCAGCAACUGCAGCUACACCUAUCUUCUAUUCGCCAGAGAUGUACAUGCAACCAGCGAUAGCGAUGACGCCUCAGAUAGCUCAGCCGCACACAGUAAUUCCAGCUGAAAUGAGCAAACCCAAGUCGGCUGUUCGUCCACUAAGCACUUCCACCCCACUGCCCACAGAAUUCGCGCAAAUUCCUCCACAAAUGGGUACCCAAAUGCAAUAUCCUGGAAAUGUUCCGUUGAAAUAUCAUAGGAAUGUGGAUCAUGAUGAUGUGCUUGCUAACCUUUCUCGAAUAUCCGUCGUUUCUGAGGAACAUGAAAUAACAGUUGAAGCAGUUAACGAGAGGGAAUAUGAUCGUCCCAUCCGCCAGCGACGCCCCGCUCCACCUUCGUCGAAUUAUAAGACUAAAAUGUGCAUGACUUAUGCGUCUGGAAGACAAUGCGAUAUGGGCAACCGUUGCAAGUUUGCGCAUGGGCCAGAAGAACUUCGAACUGCUGAAAUUCCACAACGUCCACCAAAUUCGCGAUAUAAGACAAAGCUGUGCAAAAACUUUGGCCCUUAUUCAUCCAACUAUUGCCCUUACGGACUUCGUUGUGAAUUUAUUCAUCCGAGCGACAAGGAAUACGCUCUACUUGUAAAUUUUAGUGGUUCUUUUUUAAAAUAUGCGUUUUUUCAACACUGGUUGAUUCAGUGCUCUGGACAAGCUCGCCCAGGACGCAAUAUGGCAAGUGGUGGAACUUCCCAAAACAUGUGUGACGUCACCCCAGAGGCUGUAUGCGAGCCACCAGUUGCAGUGACACGUAGCGCUGUUAAACCGGCUGCUGAAAAGAUUUUGUUGAAAAAUAGGAACAUCGCGGGGUACGUUUGUUUCCUUGAAUUUUUUUUUAUUGUAAAGCUGUUUUGGGAAACAGGGUUGUUUAAAGUUCGGGCUACUUUGAUUUUGAAUUCUCAUUCUGGAAAUUCACACUAUCUGAGAUUUCCGGUUGUAAGUUAUUUUGAAAUCUAGGC